CUAUAUCAGUAUUUGAAUACAUAUCAAUGUACAUACCGAUUGUGAGGUGUAUAUUUAAACUGACGACAUGCAUUUCACGCAGAUUAAAGGAAAAUCCAUAUCUCUUGGCGGAUGUAUCGAAGAAAGUUUACGCCUAAGCUGUCCUUGUCUUUUAAGGACGUAGUGACAUCGAAAACGGAACUCAAGACCAAAGACACCAGUAAGAGGAAUCGUAACGUUUGCGCUGGAUCAAGAACCCACGCGCAUGUCUGCAAGGACAAAAACAAAGACGCAAACCCAGAUUCAUGGAUCUCCUUUGUCAAGAAGCUUUGGAAUAAAGUGCCGUCUUGGCCAGCGAGAUCUCAGGACGAGUUACCUGCUGAUUUUAAACACCCUGAUAAGAGUAUGGACGUGGCCAUGGCAAUAUGCAAGGACUACAUACACCAGAAGCUGCAGCGCAAGGGAUACUCAACAGGCAGGACGAGACUCUAUGCCUCUCACUGCGCAUACUCGGUAUAUUUCGUAAAAGCGGGCUACGUUCUUGAACGGCUUUACCCGAAGGUUUACACAGAUGUCUCGAGGAAGAUCGCCAUGACUAUGACGUCAUCAACUGUCGUGAAAAACACCCUUACUUCCGUUUUGGAUAUCAUGUUCCGGGAGAGUAUUACCUGGGGCAAGAUCGUAUCGAUGUUUGCCAUUUCCGCUUCCUUCGCUGAAGAGUGUGUUCAACAAGGGCACUCGGAGUUUGUCGAUGACGUCAUAAACUGUGUUGGAAAUUUUGUGGCCCUGCAUCUUGUAGAGUGGCUAGUGAAGCAAGGCGGAUGGGAAGAUUUCAAGAAGAUAUUCAUCGGGAAUACCAACAACGUUGGGCUGUCCGUCGUCGUGGGCGUGUUGACAGCACUCGUGGGAGUGAUCACAACACUGACUGUCAUAAUAGAUAUAAUAAACUUGGGCGACCCCAAGUGACCCGUUUCUUCUAAUAGACAAUGAAGUGACGUCAUUACUCCUGUUCAGGGCCCAUAUUACGAAAUCGUAUAACCAUCGUAGGCUAUGACGACAGUAUGCUGUAGUGACGUCCUAGACUACGAUCGUUUUACGAUUUCGUAGCGCUAAGAUAGCUUCGAAAAUAUGGACGCUGCUUAAUAGGCCCUGGGGCGAGACGUAGCCCAGUGGUACAGCGCUUCCUCGAUGCGCGGUCGGUGUGCCCCAU
This is a messenger RNA of Gigantopelta aegis, 1189 nucleotides long. RefSeq names its product bcl-2-related ovarian killer protein-like. Gene Ontology annotation, molecular function: protein homodimerization activity; protein heterodimerization activity. Gene Ontology annotation, cellular component: mitochondrial outer membrane. Bases 112 to 945 code for a protein of 277 amino acids. NCBI's taxonomy places the organism in Eukaryota, Metazoa, Mollusca, Gastropoda, Neomphalida, Peltospiridae. Gene Ontology annotation, biological process: intrinsic apoptotic signaling pathway in response to DNA damage; regulation of apoptotic process; extrinsic apoptotic signaling pathway in absence of ligand. The record is from RefSeq and is a predicted model, not a curated record. The transcript is spliced from 2 exons.